Molecule: messenger RNA, 991 nt
Organism: Poecilia reticulata (guppy)
Lineage: Eukaryota; Metazoa; Chordata; Actinopteri; Cyprinodontiformes; Poeciliidae
Product: dehydrogenase/reductase SDR family member 11-like
Source: RefSeq, a predicted model, not a curated record
GCAGCAGAACUCCAGACUAUAAAGAACCCGGUGUUCUCCCGGCUCCCUCUGUCUCUCUCACUUGUCCUCGUUACCUGUAGUGAAGACCUGCCGUGAAGCUGUGAUGGACCGCUGGAAGGGCAGAGUGGCUCUGGUGACCGGAGCUUCGGUCGGGAUUGGAGCGACCAUCGCCAAAGAGCUGGUCCGGUACGGCAUGACGGUGGUGGGCUGCGCGAGAAGCCUGGACAAAAUUCAGGCCUUGGCUGCAGAGUGCAAGAGCGCAGGCCACAGUGGCGUCCUGAUCCCGAUGAAGUGCGACCUGACCAACGCAGAGGACAUCCAGUCCAUGUUCGCAGCCAUCAAAGCGCAGCACAAAGGCGUGGAUGUUUGCAUCAACAACGCAGGCCUGGCUCACCCCGAGUCUCUGCUGAGCGGCAAAUCCAGCGCCUGGAAGAACAUGCUGGACGUGAACGUUAUGGCUCUGAGCAUCUGCACUCGUGAAGCGUACCAGUCCAUGAAAGAACGUAACAUUGAUGAUGGGCACAUCAUCAACCUGAACAGUAUCUGUGGACACAUUGUAAUUAACAGCGGCGACAUCCAUUUCUACACGGCCACCAAGUACGCCGUGUCCGCCCUGACCGAAGGCCUGAGGCAGGAGCUCAGAGAGGCCAAGACUCACAUCAGAGCCACGUCCAUUUCUCCUGGCAUAGUAGAGACUGAAUUUGCUCAUCGUUUCUACAGCGAAUCCCCUGACAAAGCCUCUGCAACAUAUUCUCAGCUUAAGCCGUUGGAGGCGAUAGACGUUGCUAAUGCCGUGGUUUAUGUCCUGAGUGCCCCGCCUCAUGUUCAGGUGGGAGAUGUGGUGUUGCGACCUGUGGAGCAGCAGAUGUGAUGUUGAACCAUGUGACGGCUGCAUUUACACACCACUCACUCUUCAGAUGAUCUCCUUACUUCUUCUAUGAAAUUAACAAUUUUAAUCUCCAGUUUAAAUAAUAAAAGUCUGAUUUUAAGA